This is a messenger RNA of Camellia sinensis, 525 nucleotides long. Lineage: Eukaryota; Viridiplantae; Streptophyta; Magnoliopsida; Ericales; Theaceae. The record is from RefSeq and is a predicted model, not a curated record.
AUGGUAUGGGUUGCUAACAGAGAAAUUUUGAUCAUGAAUCCCUCAGGCGUUAUAAAGAUCGUCAACCCAGGAAUUCUUGUACUUCUCAAUAAAACCGCUGGCCAAAUCAUAUGGUCUACCAAUACCUCAAGAUCUGUACAGAACCCAAUUGCACAACUCUUGGAAUGUGGAAAUCUUGUUGUCAAAGAUACAAAUGAUGAUAAGCUAGAUAACUUUUUGUGGGCAAUGAUAAUCCUGCACAAGGAUUCUAUACGUAUUGGUUGGAUCUUCAUGGAUAUCCACAAUUUUAGGGGAGCAAUGGCUCAGUUGAGUGGUAUAGGUAUGGACAGUAGAAUGGAGGCGUAUUAUAUUUACGAGCUACCUAAUAUUUCAAUUGUGUUGAGGCUUCUAAUCAACAAGAAUGGUUCCAUCCAGCGUUGGACAUGGGUGAAUGGAAGAGGUUGGGUGCUUUACAUAAUCAAACCAACAAAUUCCUGUGACAGUUAUGCCAUGUGUGGUGCUGUCAUGACCCGAACCCGCCCCUAA